Molecule: messenger RNA, 273 nt
Organism: Rhinocladiella mackenziei CBS 650.93
Lineage: Eukaryota; Fungi; Ascomycota; Eurotiomycetes; Chaetothyriales; Herpotrichiellaceae
Exons: 2
Coding region: 1-273 (90 amino acids)
Source: RefSeq, a predicted model, not a curated record
AUGUCUUUCGAGGAGCACCGCCUUAAAGAAUAUAGGUACAUCUUCAGUGACGAGGUGAAGAAAUACGUGGCCACAUCACUGUGGCGCAAAAGCACUUGGACCGAAAACAAAAUCUCCUAUUCUACUCUGCGGUAUGAUGAGUACCUAGACCUUGUCAGAAACGCAGUUCAGGAAGUCCAGAGUUCAGAAGACAGCUCCUCCAACUCCGACUCCGAAUCUGACCGUUUACAAGCUAUUGAAAGUCUCCCGAAGUCCCUGUUUCAAGCUCCCUAA